Molecule: messenger RNA, 1666 nt
Organism: Centrocercus urophasianus (Greater sage-grouse)
Lineage: Eukaryota; Metazoa; Chordata; Aves; Galliformes; Phasianidae
Gene: MCRIP1
Product: MAPK regulated corepressor interacting protein 1
Exons: 4
Coding region: 26-316 (96 amino acids)
Source: RefSeq, a predicted model, not a curated record
GCCGCGCCGCCGCACGCACCGCGCCAUGGCCAGCUCCCCCGUGUCUCGCGUCGUUUACAACGGCAAGCGGAGCGGCGGCCCGCGCUCCCCCGGCGCCGGCAGCGAGAUCUUCACGCCGGCCCACGAGGAGAACGUGCGCUUCAUCUACGAGGCCUGGCAGUGCGUGGAGCGCGACCUGCGCAGUCAGAUGGGCUCCGAGCGCGGCCUGGUCGAGGAGUACGUGGAGAAGAUGCCGAACCCCAGCCUGAAAGCGUUUAAACCCGUCGAUCUGAGCGACCUGAAGCGGAGGAACACACAAGACGCAAAGAAGUCGUAAGGCAGGUCCUCCGCUCGUCGGCUGGUCUUUAAAGUCCUCAAGCAGAUUUAAGUUGAGAUUUUGUGUUAUUUCCUCCUCUGGUUACUGUACUCCGCCCGUGGGAGAGCCGGUCAGCUCUGGGGCUGGCUUUGGAGCUACCUGAAUUCCACGAUGCUUAGGGGCUCACUGAAGCUAGACGGAGCCCUCUGUAAAAGAUUGCAGCCCCUGACCCACAGCUUCCUCAGGCCUCUGUGCUGCGAUCACCGGUCACUUGUUCUUCCAUCUCUAUCCCUGGUGUGCUGAGUAUUCAGGUUUCCUGGGUUCUGGUGCAGGGUAGGGCAGAGCACCCGUGCUGUCGGUAGAGGCAGUGCCAGCUCUCUGCUCCCUUCUGUUCACUGAGGGCUCAUGGGUUCUGGAGUGGACCAAGGGGAGAAGGAAGGAAACCUGGUGUUGGCCUGGUGCUGAGGGACACACUGGCAGCCCCAGUCCAGCAGUGGGCAGUUCAGCACCAUCGGGCAGCUCGCUGCUGCCACUUUGGCACUCUUUGCCUAUUCUUUGCUCCCUGGUUGGAUGGCUUAAUUUGUACCUAGUCUGCUAAUGCCCAGGACUCAUCAGUGUUGCCAAAGCUCUUUGGUUUACAUCCAAUGCCAGAUUUUCCUUGUGCUUAUAUUGGGCCAUAUCCUUGUAGUGCUGGUAGUGGAGCUGCUCCUCUUUCCCUGUGAGGGGGAGGGAGAGAGAGGCUCCAGCCCCAAACAUUUUGGAGAUGCUUUGAGCACGAGCACUGAGUUGUGCUCAGCCACCUCCCACCCUCAGCCUGGAAGGUGGUGGUGGGGGAGUGGCUAGCUCUGACUUAGGAUAAAAAAGCUCAUUUGCAUCCUUGCCUGAGCAACUCCUGCUGUUUGAGCACUAACACCACUUCCCAAACACGCACCCUUUGAAGAGACCUGUUGUCCACAGCUUGCAGUAGCAUUGUGUGCAGGCUGUGGUGGUCUGGUCUGACUUGCCCUGGAGGCUGGCUUUCUCUGGACCCUUGCUCCUGUCUAAUCAUUUCUGUGCAGGGAGGGUGACUGUGCCCUCGUGCCCGUGUGGGCAGAGCAGCUGUGGGGCUUCUCAGUGCCUCUGGGGGCGUGGGGAGCUGUGGGAACAACUUCCUGCCUGUGCUCAGAGCUGGCAGGGAAGGAGCUGCAGAGGCUCUGCCCAGCACGUGGUGGAUUCAGAGUGCAGGGGAGUUGUGGUUGCUGUUAACUUUCCUUCGUUGCGUCAUUGAGCUAUACUGUCCCUUUUUUUUUUUUUUCCUUUUUUUUUUUUUUUUUUUUUUCCUGUUGUCUGUCACUUGAGGAGUGUUGUAAAUAAAAGCUGGUGUUCUUUUGA